UAUAUUCCUUUCAAUCGAUUUGGAUUAAUCUUUUUACGCAGGACGCAUAUAAAUUCAGCCGGGCAGACUUUCAGAGUGAUGUUUCAAUAUUGAUGUUUGAACGCCUAGAAAAAUUGAUCGCGUGUAAUUUUUGUAGUUAUAACAAAUUUUUAAACGAAAAUGGAAAAGUGGAAUGGAAAAGUUGCUGUUGUAACCGGCGCUUCUUCUGGGAUUGGAGAGGCGACUUGUCGACUACUGGUUGAAAAGGGAAUGGUAGUUGUUGGUUUUGCUAGAAGAGAACAUAAACUCGAGGAUUUAGAAAGCGAUUUGAAAGGAAAACUGGGUAAAUUUUAUUACAUUAAAGUUGAUCUGUGUUCGGAAGAAAAUAUUUUGGAAGCUUUUAAGUGGGUAAAGAAAACAUUGAAAUCAGUUGACGUCCUAAUUAACAAUGCAGGGGUUUUGAAGCAAACCGACUUCUUAGGGAACACAAAUGAUUGGAAACAAAUGUUUGACACAAAUGUCAUAGCUCGAAACAUUUGCAGUAGAGAGGCCAUCAAAAUUAUGGAGGAAUUAAAAACUAAUGAGGGUCACAUAAUAAAUAUUAACAGUGUUGGAGGUCAUUACCAAUUUUCACAUAUGAAAGAUAUUUCUGUUUAUGUCGCUACCCAACAUAGUGUUACUUCAAUGACAGACAAUUUAAGAGAAUUGAUGGGCAUGAAAAAUUUACCCAUCAGAGUCACGAGUAUCAGCCCGGGUGCAGUAGAAACUGAAAUAACUAAAGACUUGGGGAUGGACAAAUUAAAAGGAGUAAAGAUGUUGAAAUCUAUUGACAUUGCGGAAGCUAUUUUGUACGCUUUGAGUGCACCACAACAUGUUAACGUCUCUGAAAUAAACAUAAGACCAACAGGCGAGAAUAUAUUAUGUUUUAUUACGAAUAACCUUGCAUACCUAGACAUCAAUUAGGAUUAAUACACAUCCGAACCCUCAAGUAUCAACAAUGUACUCAUAUCUAUGUACUUCAGUGUUUAAGAAUAAAUAAUAAUAAUAUGUAAUAAUAUUAUGUAUGCAUAUCCUAUAGAUAAUUAUCGAUGUAUUUUAUUUAACCUGAUUGACAACCAUGAACUAAGCUAUUGUAAAAAAAUUCCAUCCUUACAUUAACGUAAUUCUAUUAAAUCUUAAAUAGGUAUCAUUUAAGUAGCCGAAGUGGUAUCAAUAGAAACCCACUUGACUCAUCGUCAACAACUCAAUAUACACUUAUCACAAUUUAUUAUUGUAAUUCUGUAUUAAUGGAGAUUGUACAUUGUCAAAAUAAAAAUAUAAAAUAAACCCUUUCAA
Molecule: messenger RNA, 1314 nt
Organism: Myzus persicae (green peach aphid)
Lineage: Eukaryota; Metazoa; Arthropoda; Insecta; Hemiptera; Aphididae
Product: farnesol dehydrogenase-like
Exons: 6
Coding region: 160-942 (260 amino acids)
Source: RefSeq, a predicted model, not a curated record